Coregonus sp. 'balchen' is the source of this 10442-nucleotide messenger RNA. Lineage: Eukaryota; Metazoa; Chordata; Actinopteri; Salmoniformes; Salmonidae. The record is from the annotation of a GenBank genome assembly.
UGUUUCUGUGUUGAUUUGGACCAUACAUAUAUGGCGUAUGUGAGCGUCAGUGGAGACUUCUGCCAGGCACAGCACCUCGCCUUCGUGGACAAGUGAAUCGUCCGCCCCCCUCGGGACUACGCUACCCAGAAGCCCCCCUGAAGCCAGCACACUGGGAACCCCUGUCUCCUCCAACAGUCCCCUAGGAUAUCGCGUAGUCCAAGGCCAGAUUGCCCAGCUCUGUCCCCUGAGCGGCCAAUAAGGAAACUGCCUAGUUCUCUUCUACUUGCUGCUUUCUCUCCCAGAAGCCAAUCACAUACCACUCUCCUGAAUGGGGUAAAAUCUGAAUGUCCGAUUGGAUGACUGGUGGAUAGUCUCUGCAUACAUUUUUUUGUUUGUUUAUUUUUUGUAAAAUAUUUUUUCCAUCCCCCUGUGGAGUCUUGUGGACUAGAUCAUCCAGUUUUUUGUUACCCCUCUUUUUAUGUAAACCUUCCUGUAGCUAUCCACCUGUGUUACCCACAUCCUCCUCCACCUCUUCCCUUCGUUGACAUCUUUUUAUUGUUUUUUUUUAACCUACAGAAUUCUACUACAAGUCCUUGCUGACAUUAGAGCCAAAAGUAGUCAUCCUUUUUGUACCUGAUAUUCUAAGUAUUUCAUUGUAAUUGUUUUCAAAGCCGUCUCGCCAACAUGAACCGCCCUGCUGCAGUGGAGAUUACCUACGAGGGCAUGAGGUUCCUCAUCACACACAACCCCACCAACGCCACGCUCAACAAGUUCACUGAGGUGAGGCCGCCACGCUGUGUGUGCGUGUAUAACCAAUUCAACACUCGAGUUCACUGUGGAGAAACUUGCACAUACAGUACCAGUCAAAGGUUUGGACACACCUACUCGUUCAAGGGUUUUUCCUUUGUUUUACUAUUUUCUAAGUUGUAGAAUAAUAGUGAAGACAUCAAAACUAUGAAAUAACACACAUGGAAUCAUGUAGUAACCAAAAAAGUGUCAAACAAAUCAAAAUAUAUUUUUGAUUCUUCAAAGUAGCCACCCCUUUGCCUUGAUGAUAGCUUUGCAUUCUCUCAACCAGCUUCACCUGGAAUGCUUUUCCAACAGUCUUGAAGGAGUUCCCACAUAUGCUGAGCACUUGUUGGCUGCUUUUCCUUCACUCUGCGGUCCAACUCAUUCCAAACCAUCUCAAUUGGGUUGAGGUCGGGUGAUUGUGGAGGCCAGGUCAUCUGAUGCAGCACUCCAUCACUCUCCUUCUUAGCCAAAUAGCCCUUACACAGCAUGGAGGUGUGUUUUGGGUCAUUGUCCUGUUGAAAAACAAAUGAUAGUCCCACUAAGCACAAACCAGAUGGGAUGGCGUAUCGCUGCAGAAUGCUGUGGUAGCCAUGCUGGUUAAGUGUGCCUUGAAUUCUAAAUAAAUCACACAGUGUCACCAGCAAAGCACCCCACACACCAUAACACCUCCUCCUCCAUUCUUUACGGUGGGAACUACACAUGCGGAGAUCAUCUUUUCACCUACUCUGCGUCUCACAAAGACACGGCGGUUGGAACCAAAAAUCUCAAAUUUAGACUCAUCAGACCAAAGGACAGAUUUUCACCAGUCUAAUGUCCAUUGCUCGUGUUCCUUGGCCCAAGCAAGUCUCUUCUUAUUGGUGUCCUUUAGUAGUGGUUUCUUUGCAGCAAUUCGACCAUGAAGGCCUGAUUCACGCAGUCUCCUCUGAACAGUUGAUGUUGAGAUGUGUCUGUUGCUUGAACUCUGAGGUGCAGUUCAUUGCCGAUUUCUGAGGCUGGUAACUCUAAUGUAACUCUGGGUCUUCCUUUCCUGUGGCGGUCCUCAAGAGAGCCAGUUUCAUCAUAGCACUUGAUGGUUUUUGCGACUGCACUUGCAGAAACUUUCAAAGUUCUUGAAAUUUUCUGGGUUGACUGACCUUCAUGACUUAAAGAAAUGAUGUUGUUCCUCUUUCAUUAUUUGAGCUGUUCUUGCCAUAAUAUGGAUAUGUCCUGUAUACCACCACUGCCUUGUCACAACACAACGGAUUGGUUAAAAAUUAACUUUUAACAAGGCACACCUGUCAAUUUAAAUUCAUUCUAGAUGACUACCUCAUGAAGCUGGUUGAGAGAAUGCCAAGAGUGUGCAAAGUUGUGAUCAAGGCAAAGGGUGGCUACUUUGAAGAAUCUCAAAUAUAAAAUAUAUUUUGAUUUGUUUAACACUUUAUUUGGUUACUACAUGAUUCCAUAUGUGUUAUUUCAUAGUUUUGAUGUCUUCACUAUCAUUCUACAAUGUAGAAAAAAAUUAAGAAAAACCCUGUACAUCUGAUUACAUGCAUCAAUAACCUCACCAAUGUAGCCUAUAACAAACUCACCUCAACCUACAAUUAAACACAUAUUUUAGAGUACAAAAUUGACCCUCUCUCCAUCCCUCUCUCCCUACCCCUCUCUCUCCCCUACCUCUUGCUCUCUUUCUCUCUAUCUCUCCUACUUCUUGCUCUCUUUCUCUCUCUCUCCCCCACCUCUCUUGCUAUCUUUCUCUCUCUCCCCCUACCUCUUGCUAUCUUUCUCUCUCUCUCUCCUACCUCUUGCUAUCUUUCUCUCUCUCCCCCCUACCUCUUGCUAUCUUUCUCUCUCUCCCCCCCCACCUCUCUCGCUAUCUUUCUCUCUCUCCCCCCCACCUCUCUCGCUAUCUUUCUCUCUCUCCUCUCCCCCACCUCUCUUGCUAUCUUUCUCUCUAUCCCCCUACCUCUUGCUCUCUUUCUCUCUCUCUCUCUCUCCUACCUCUUGCUAUCGUUCUCUCUCUCCCCCUACCUCUUGCUAUCUCUCUCUCUCUCCCCCACCUCUCUCGCUAUCUUUCUCUCUCUCCCCCCCCCACCUCUCUCGCUAUCUUUCUCUCUCUCUCCCCCACCUCUCUUGCUAUCUUUAUCUCUCUCCCCCUACCUCUUGCUCUCUUUCUCUCUCUCUCUCUCUCCUACCUCUUGCUAUCUUUCUCUCUCUCCCCCUACCUCUUGCUAUCUCUCUCUCUCUCUCUCUCUCUCUCCUACCUCUUGCUACCUUUCUCUCUCUCCCCCCUCACCUCUCUUGCUAUCUUUCUCUCUCUCUCUCCCCCUACCUCUUGCUAUCUUUCUCUCUCUCUCUCCCCCUACCUCUUGCUAUCUUUCUCUCUCUCUCUCCUACCGCUUGCCAUCUUUCUCUCUCUCUCUCCCCCCACCUCUCUUGCUAUCUCUCUUUGUCGCUAUCUUCCUAUCUCAGGAGCUGAAGAAGUUUGAGGUGAACACGCUGGUGAGAGUGUGUGACGCCACCUACGACAAGGUCCCAGUGGAGAAGGAGGGAAUCCAAGUUGUGGUAAGGAUAACAAACGCACACACUCCCAGAGAGGAGAGCAGUCAGAAUUUCUACUGAACCAAAACAGGAUCCCUUUGUUUCCUUCCGAGGAAUUGAGGGUAGUUAGAUUCACUUUGCCCCUCUCUGGAGAACUUCUGUUAGUCCGUCUGUUCCACUGUCCUCAACUGUCUGCCUCCCGCUGUGUGCUGAGCUAAUGGGUGGAGAAUUGGAAGGAAUCUCUGGCUCAGAUCCAGAUGAAUGGUGUUCCACCCAGGCCUUCUUGCUCUCUCUGUUGCACUCGUAUGUGCACUGUAUUGUCUUUCUCACAGCUAAGGCUAGUAUUCUUAAAAUAUUUCUCUACAACAUUCUUAUUUUUUUCACUUGUCUCACAGGUGAUUCAGGAAAACCAGAGACACUUUGGGAUAGGAAAUGUCUUAUCCCCUCUCCUUGAUACAGUUUUAAUUAAGUGAUCACCACCCCUCAUCCUGGAGUGUUCCUCUCCCCAUUAUGCCUGUCACUCUCCAAUGUAUUGGAUUAAAUGUUAUGCAGACUGUAAUCACAAUCCUGUUUCAUAUUGGUUGAGCACCGAGACCGGAAAAGCCAUGCGUAGGGUUGCACAAUUAUGGUAACUUUCCAAACAUUUUAGAGACAUCCUGAUUGGAAAGUUCCCAGAAACAUGAGGGAAUUGGCAGAAAAUAUGGGAAUCGUCCAACCAGGAUUUUUGGGAAAGAUAGCAGAAUUUUCAAAGCAUGGCCAAACGCACGGCUGAUUGGCAAACUACAGUGAAAAGCUAUUAGUAACAAAACCCUUUCUGUCUGUUCCGGUCUUUGUCACUCUUCAAAAAUAUGAAACAGGAUCUGUGAUUGUUGCCUACAUAAAACUGGCCCAUGGUGUCAAAGGACAGUCACAGACUGGGAGAGAGAAGGCUGCAACAGGGAGAGGAUGGUGUGGGAGAGAGAAGGCUGCAACAGGGAGAGGAUGAUGUGGGAGAGAGAAGGCUGCAACAGGGAGAGGAUGAUGUGGGAGAGAGAAGGCUGCAACAGGGAGAGGAUGAUGUGGGAGAGAGAAGGCUGCAACAGGGAGAGGAUGAUGUGGGAGAGAGAAGGCUGCAACAGGGAGAGGAUGGUGUGGGAGAGAGAAGGCUGCAACAGGGAGAGGAUGGUGUGGGAGAGAGAAGGCUGCAACAGGGAGAGGAUGGUGUGGGAGAGAGAAGUGCUGCAACAGGAGAGGAUGAUGUGGGAGAGAGAAGGCUUGCAACAGGGAGAGGAUGAUGUGGGAGAGAGAAGGCUGCAACAGGGAGAGGAUGAUGUGGGAGAGAGAAGGCUGCAACAGGGAGAGGAUGGUGUGGGAGAGAGAAGGCUGCAACAGGGAGAGGAUGAUGUGGGAGAGAGAAGGCUGCAACAGGGAGAGGAUGAUGUGGGAGAGAGAAGGCUGCAACAGGGAGAGGAUGAUGUGGGAGAGAGAAGGCUGCAACAGGGAGAGGAUGAUGUGGGAGAGAGAAGGCUGCAACAGGGAGAGGAUGAUGUGGGAGAGAGAAGGCUGCAACAGGGAGAGGAUGGUGUGGGAGAGAGAAGGCUGCAACAGGGAGAGGAUGAUGUGGGAGAGAGAAGGCUGCAACAGGGAGAGGAUGAUGUGGGAGAGAGAAGGCUGCAACAGGGAGAGGAUGAUGUGGGAGAGAGAAGGCUGCAACAGGGAGAGGAUGAUGUGGGAGAGAGAAGGCUGCAACAGGGAGAGGAUGAUGUGGGAGAGAGAAGGCUGCAACAGGGAGAGGAUGGUGUGGGAGAGUGAGAGAUGUGCUGAGACUGAGUCAGCACAAGUGCAGAGGCUCAGAUGGUCAGGCUGUCUGCCAGGACACACUCACACACACACACACACACAGUACUUCAGCAUAUCAAGCUUCCCAACUUAGACACACAUGAUACAGCUGCUCUGCUCCAAUCAGGCUUUGAGUCCUGUACUGCCUUUUGAGCAUUGAGCACUGGUUAAUCCUCAAGUCUGUUGACGCACCCGUGCUUCAAUCUAAGUAACAUUUUAAAAAUCCCCAUCAAAAUCCAUCAGUUUAAGCUAGAGAUAUCUGUUUUUAGCAUGGGCUGCGUCUCAAUCCACCGCAUCCGCCUAUGGCUGGCUUCCGCAUCUGCUGUGGAAGGUGGCCGAGUUACAGCAGUGUUUGUCAGACCAUGAGACUUCCCGAAAAUCGGCCUUCUCACGACAACGUCUGUAGCAUCUGAACAGUUUGGCCUACAAACUAUUAUGGAAAGGGGAGACUCACGAACACGAUGGUGUUCACCGUAUUUGCUCUACGACCCCCACAAGUGUCACGAGACUCGUCUGAAGGUAGCCCAUUGAUAGAGGAAUUAUGAUUAUGACUAAAAUUGUUCCACCCCAAUACUGAUGAUGACUGUGUGAACUGUGUUAGGGUUAUCAUUAUAAACCCACUAACAGAGGGGGUGAGUUAGAAACUGCUGAGACAGACAUUCCAGGAGAAAGGAGACUUAGAAGAUGUCCUAUUUAAACAUUCUAUACUGUGGAAAUGUACAGGCCGCCUAAAGGGGGGCGGAGCAAAGUUCCUUUGUGUAAAGGCAUAUAUAAAGGCUGUAUAUGAAAUACUCGUGACACCCAUACCAACAAAUGGCAACAAAAAUAAGGGGUUAAAUAUGCGUACAAAAUAUAUAUAUUUCCUUAGCGUUCUUAUAUCUCCUAGACAUAAGACACACUUCAAAACCUUAUUCCAUAUUAUUACUUUUUUGACUGUCUUUGCCAUUUUUUACGUUUAUUCAAUAUGUUUCUGUGGGCUAUAGUAGUAAAGGCCGAAUUCAAUAUUUUAUCAAAUAGUUUAAAUAUAUUUGUUUAUACCUAAAGGGUAUCAAAUAGCUAAAUGAUCUGUGGUAAGACCAUCUUUAAAAACAUUAUGUUAGCUUAGUACCCCCCCCUAGCCCUUAAAUGAACCCCCAUCCCCAGCCCUUGGUUUGGUCCAUGUUAGCCCUUAAAUGAACCCCCAUCCCCAGCCCUUGGUUUGGUCCAUGUUAGCCCUUAAAUGAACCCCCAUCCCCAGCCCUUGGUUUGGUCCAUGUUGAUGUUUUUGUCCCUCUUCCGCCGUAGGACUGGCCCUUUGAUGAUGGCGCCCCGCCCCCCACCCAGAUAGUGGAUGACUGGCUGAACCUGCUGAAGACAAAGUUCAGAAACGAGCCUGGCUGCUGUAUCGCCGUGCACUGUGUGGCGGGGCUGGGCCGGUGAGUGUGUUAACCUGUGUGUGUGUGUAUAUGUGUGUAUAUAUAUAUAUAUGUGUGUGUAUAUAUAUGUAUAUGUGUGUGUGUGUGUGUAAAGUGGGACAUUUGAUAUGAAUGAGUGUAUGUGGGCUUGAUUGUGUCGCGUGUCAACGACUGAAGCCUGUUCCAAUGUUCCAUGCUAAGCCUGUUAGCAAGUUAGCGUAUGUUUUUAUCCUCUUAUCAAUCUCUCCCUAUCUAUUAGCCUGCUAGCAUUAGCCUGGUGCUUCUGUGGUUCUACCGGCUAUUCUCAUCCCCUCACUUUAUAGCUAGCUUCUCUGCUGUUAGCGCCACUGUCUCUGUUAGGCUAUCCAGCUAGUAUUUUUCUCCAGAGUGUGCGCUGGACUUCUCAUCCUCUCUGUUCAGUUUAUUUCCUGUUAGUGUUGGCUUCUCUUUGUCUCUCUGUCAUACUUCGUCUGGUCCUUCAGGGUAUGCUCUGGACUCCUCAUCCUCUCUCUCUAGCUUCUGUCCGGUUAGGUUUAGCCUCUCUCGUUCUCGCUCCCUGUUAGCCUGGUUCUCCAGGGUGUGCUGCUGUACACCAUUUAGAUUUCCCGGCCCUCAAGUUGGCCCCAUAGAGCACGUGUCACUCAUUCCACGGAGGGCUGAGUGUCUGCGGGUUUUCACUCCUCCCUUGUACUUGAUUGAUGAAUUAAGGUCACUAAUUAGUAAAGAACUCUUCUCACCUGGUUGUCUAGGGCUUAGCAAAAAAACAGAAGACACUAGGCCCUCCAUGGAAUGAGUAACACCCCCACACUACUCACGCCUGUCCAGGGUUAUAGCCUUCAUUGAUUCAGCGCAUCGCUUAGACCAGUGUUUCCCUCCUCCAGUACCCCAACAGCCCAACUCCAGUCCUCCAGUACACACAACAGUACACAUUUUAGUUGUAGCCCCAGACAAGCACACCAGAUGCAACUCACCUUAGGGCUUGAUGAUUAGUUGACAAGUUGAAUCAGGUGUGCUUGUUUCCUUGUGGGGACCGUCGAAAUGUCCCCACUUGUCCAAAUGAUCCUUGUUUUACUAUCCUUGUGAGGACUUCUGGUUCCCACAUGGAUAGUAAAACCACACACACACACACACACAUUGCUGUGGGCUCCCUAAGCAGUGGUGGUCAGACAGACCUGUUUUUCUGCAUUCAUCUCCUGGUGCUGUGUUUACUGCAGUCCUCAGGGCCGGCAGCAUUCUGAUGGUCUAAAUCAGACCAGCCAGCCACAGCCUUUAGAGACUCACAGCGUGGGAGGAGGAGCUAGUGGUGGUUGUUUUUCGCUCUCACACUCUGUUACGCCUUCUCACUUUCUAUCUCGUCUCUGCCAGGGUUUCCGUUAGCCGGUAAUUGCCGGCUUUCGGCCAAUACAUUAAAAGCCGAUAAAUAAAGUUGUUGCCGGCCAAAUUAACUGGGAGAAAAUACAAUCCCGUUGCUAAAUAAUGCUUUUUAUUAAUUGAUGGAAAUAUCAGUCGAUGUAAAUGCAUUUGACCAUCAUGCUUAUCGGUCUAGAGGUUAAUUAGCAAAAAAAAAAUAUAUUUCCGUUAAUCGUCAUGUUCCUUAUUUAUCAUACGCGCAUAGCAUAUAGCACUUACUUUGAGCGGAACAUCUUGUCAGACAGCGCUGGUGCUACUGCUGCUUUUAUAAGCCCAGUCAUUGCGCAUUCAUUCUAAAUGCAAUUGUGUGUUAACGGUUGAUGGCCACAAUGUGAAAAGAGCUACUAUUUUUAUUUCUCAACUGGUAAUUGAAGUGCGCAUCCGAUUCGACUAUCAGCACAUCACCCACCACUUUGCAAUGUGAGCUGGAGGUAGUAUGCAUUUUGAAAACAUAUACUUAAUUGUUUGAAUGUUAAACCUGAACGUUUUACUACAUAUUAUUAGACAUGUCUUGGCUUGCGUCAAGGUAGUGUAUGCAAAAUCCGUCCAUAGAAACGGAAAGGCAAUUAUUUUACAACUUCCUCAUAUGCCAUUGAAACCAAGUUAAUUGCUAUUGGUUUUCAUAUCAACUUUCUUUCCUUGUCCAGAAGUCAAAGGCACAAUCCUAGUCAUAUUAACCAAUUCUAGUUGUUGCAUCUUUUAGAUUUCUAACUGAGAUUUUAAUCUCUGUUACAUAUGGAACUGCUCGCUUCAGGUGCGCUGUUUAGAAUGGUGUAUUCCCGCAAUUUGUUUGAAAAUGACAUUUUAUUGGCUGAUCAUUACAGGAGUUGCAUGUUCUGUUAAGCUAAAUUACCAUAAUCUAAAUGUGAUUUCUGUCAUUCUGUGCACUGUGGGUGGAAGCCCUAAUGGUUUGUCAUUCUGUGCACUGUGGGUGGAAGCCCUAAUGGUUUGUCAUUCUGUGCACCGUGGGUGGAAGCCCUAAUGGUUUGUCAUUCUGUGCACCGUGGGUGGAAGCCCUAAUGGUUUGUCAUUCUGCGCACCGUGGGUGGAAGCCCUAAUGGUUUGUCAUUCUGCGCACCGUGGGUGGAAGCCCUAAUGGUUUGUCAUUCUGCGCACCGUGGGUGGAAGCCCUAAUGGUUUGUCAUUCUGUGCACUGUGGGUGGAAGCCCUAAUGGUUUGUCAUUCUGCGCACCGUGGGUGGAAGCCCUAAUGGUUUGUCAUUCUGUGCACUGUGGGUGGAAGCCCUAAUGGUUUGUCAUUCUGCGCACCGUGGGUGGAAGCCCUAAUGGUUUGUCAUUCUGCGCACCGUGGGUGGAAGCCCUAAUGGUUUGUCAUUCUGUGCACUGUGGGUGGAAGCCCUAAUGGUUUGUCAUUCUGUGCACUGUGGGUGGAAGCCCUAAUGGUUUGUCAUUCUGCGCACCGUGGGUGGAAGCCCUAAUGGUUUGUCAUUCUGCGCACCGUGGGUGGAAGCCCUAAUGGUUUGUCAUUCUGUGCACUGUGGGUGGAAGCCCUAAUGGUUUGUCAUUCUGUGCACUGUGGGUGGAAGCCCUAAUGGUUUGUCAUUCUGCGCACCGUGGGUGGAAGCCCUAAUGGUUUGUCAUUCUGCGCACCGUGGGUGGAAGCCCUAAUGGUUUGUCAUUCUGUGCACUGUGGGUGGAAGCCCUAAUGGUUUGUCAUUCUGUGCACCGUGGGUGGAAGCCCUAAUGGUUUGUCAUUCUGCGCACCGUGGGUGGAAGGUCUAAUGGUUUGUCAUUCUGCGCACCGUGGGUGGAAGCCCUAAUGGUUUGUCAUUCUGUGCACUGUGGGUGGAAGCCCUAAUGGUUUGUCAUUCUGCACACCGUGGGUGGAAGCCCUAAUGGUUUGUCAUUCUACGCACCGUGGGUGGAAGCCCUAAUGGUUUGUCAUUCUGCGCACCGUGGGUGGAAGCCCUAAUGGUUUUAUGCACCCAAUGCAAAUGGGUCCUCAUUUCUCAAAUGGCCGGUAAAUUAAAAUCUUCCCGGUCACAUUGUCCAGCUCCACAUUUUCCUAACGGAAACCCUGGCAAGCACAAAAGGGUGCUCAUUCUGUCAGUCUCUUUCUCAUAUUCCCUCUAUCGCUCUCCCACUUCUCUCCUCCCCCUCUUCUCUCUGAAAACCCACAAAAGAAUGCUCUGUCAGCUUUGAGUUUUGACAUUCCGGGCUGUCUGUCUGGGGAAUUUUAAAGUUUUGUGGUGCAUUUUUUUUCUUCUUGAAAAGUUUGCUUACAGUAACACACUUAUCACACCAAUUGUGUGUGGGCCAGGUUGUGAACGUGAUGCCCCAGCUCAUUUGCAGUGAAACCAGGCCACCCCCCUAUGGGUUUCCCAGGCCAAUGUCUCAGCUUUACAGUACACCCCCACCCUGCUACCCACAUAACCUUGACACAGCAUGCUUUACACUACAUCCCCAGGCUAGUAUAUGUCGCUCGCGUUCUCUCAUUUAUUUAUUUAUAUAUAUAUAUUGUGUCUCUGUGCUGUAGAGCUCCAGUCCUGGUGGCCUUAGCGCUGAUUGA